This is a messenger RNA of Miscanthus lutarioriparius, 1437 nucleotides long. The record is from the annotation of a GenBank genome assembly. Lineage: Eukaryota; Viridiplantae; Streptophyta; Magnoliopsida; Poales; Poaceae.
AUGUCGGCCGCCGACUCCGAGGAGGUCAAGAGGGCCGGGAACGACCAGUACAGGAAGGGCUGCUUCGAGGAGGCCCUCAGGCUCUACGACCGCGCCCUCGCCCUCUGCCCCGACAAUGCCGCGUGCCGGGGCAACCGCGCCGCCGCUCUCAUUGGCCUCCGCCGUCUCGGCGAGGCCGUCGAGGAGUGCGAGGAGGCGCUACGGAUUGAUCCGUCCUACGGCCGCGCGCACCACCGCCUCGCGUCCCUGCAUAUAAGGCUAGGACACAUUGAGGAUGCUCUGAAGCACCUGUCAUUUGCAACCCCACAGCCUGACCUCCUAGAGUUGCACAAAUUGCAAACAGUGGAGAAGCACUUGGGGAGAUGUCUGGAUGCGCGAAAGGCUGGGGACUGGAAGAGUGUUCUAAGGGAAAGUGAUGCUGCUAUUGCGGCUGGAGCUGACUCCUCUGCUCUGCUCUUGGCUGCUAGAGCAGAAGCCCUUCUCCGUCUCAAUUUACUUGAUGAGGCUGAUAUUGCAAUCUCUAGUGCCUCCAAAUUGGAUUAUACAUCUUCAUGCUCCUCAGACACCAAAUUUUGUGGGUUUCUUGCCAAUGCCUACCUCUUUUAUGUACAUGCCCAAGUUGACAUGGCAUUAGGAAGGUUUGACCAUGCUGUCUCCUCCAUAGAUAAGGCUAGAAUAAUAGAUCAAGGGAACACUGAAGUGGUAACCAUGCAUAACAAAGUGAAAUCUGUGGCCAGAGCACGAUCUCUAGGGAACGAGCUCUUCAAUUCUGGAAAAUUUUCAGAAGCUUGCCUUGCUUAUGGUGAAGGGCUCAAACAACACCCUGUGAAUAAAGUCCUGUACUGUAAUAGGGCAGCUUGUAGGUUCAAGCUUGAGCAGUGGGAGAAGUCAAUUGAAGACUGUAAUGAAGCUCUCAAGAUCCAUCCCAAUUAUACCAAGGCUUUGCUCAGGAGAGCAGCAUCCUAUGGCAAGAUGGAGCGAUGGGCAGAAUCCGUGAAGGAUUAUGAGAUUCUCAGAAAAGAACUUCCAGGUGACACGGAGGUUGCUGAGGCCUAUUUCCACGCCCAAGUUGCUCUCAAGUCAUCUCGUGGUGAGGAGGUAUCCAACUUGAAGUUUGGAGGAGAGGUUGAAGCGAUUAUAGGAAAGGAACAAUUCCAGAUGGCUACAUCUUUGCCAGGUGUUUCAGUUAUCCAUUUCAUGACGCCUUCAAAUCAGCAGUGCUGUAAGAUUUCCCCAUUUGUGAAUACACUGUGUACGAGAUACCCAUCUGUUAAUUUCCUCAAGGUUGAUGUGAACGAGAGCCCUGCUGUUGCACGCGCCGAAAAUGUGAGGACAAUUCCAACAUUCAAAAUCUACAAAAAUGGUAUGAGAGUCAAAGAGAUGAUCUGCCCCAGCCAACAGCUGCUGGAAUAUUCAGUGAGGCAUUAUGGGAUUUAG